Molecule: messenger RNA, 2688 nt
Organism: Biomphalaria glabrata
Lineage: Eukaryota; Metazoa; Mollusca; Gastropoda; Planorbidae
Product: bcl-2 homologous antagonist/killer-like
Exons: 6
Coding region: 149-718 (189 amino acids)
Biological process (GO): regulation of apoptotic process; extrinsic apoptotic signaling pathway in absence of ligand; intrinsic apoptotic signaling pathway in response to DNA damage
Cellular component (GO): mitochondrial outer membrane
Molecular function (GO): protein homodimerization activity; protein heterodimerization activity
Source: RefSeq, a predicted model, not a curated record
UUGUUGUUACUUAUUGUCCUUUUUUGCAUAUGUAGUGCUCUAUAUUAGUUUAAAAUGAUUCUGUUAGUUCUGUGGUAAUGUAUGAAUUCGAACUCUGCCCGCCUAUAGAUUCAUUGAGGGAAACGAUCAUCAUUAAAUCCGAACUGAAAUGGCGCUGAACUUGACCCCAGAAAUUGUAAUGCACGAAAAUCAUGGUGUACUUCUGACAUUUUUUGAUGAACGCAUGCAAAGAGAUGGCAUUGAGAAAACUGCAGAAAUGCAGCAACUACUGGACUCAGAGGCGGCCAAAACGCAAAAGAUGAGACUCUACAAAGAGCAUGCUCGCAAGUUGUUAGUGAUAGCAGAUGAAAUAGACAGCAAGUCCAGUGUAACGAUGCAAGAUCUUGUCAGCAAAAUUCCUCCUGAUGCAGAAAGAGAAAUAUUAAUACAGGUCGCCCAAAAAAUACUGUCAGAAGAUAUCACAUGGGGCAAGAUAGCAGCUUUGUUUUUAUUCACCUACAAAGUUUGUAUACGGGUUAUAGAUGGAUUUUCUCUCAUCAAAAAUGUCAUCAACAUAAUUCUUGACUUUAUGGCUUCUCGCGUUGUCAGUUGGAUAAUUCAGAAAGGCGGAUGGAAAGCUAUUCAAGAAAACACGAUCAGACCAACUAUAUACAGGAUGAGCAUUGGAAUUAUCUUCUUGUCUGUUGGUGUAACUCUUCUGUUCUUGUACCGGAAAUAACACCAGGACACAGUCUUAUAGUCAGUCAUAAGACAUAAAAAUUGAAAUCUAGGCAGGCAACGAGACAAUUUUAAUUCGUUCCUUUUAAAAAAAUAUCUAAAUCAAAAGUUUAAAAAAAAAAUAGACGUUGAGUUUUAAGUAUAGUUUAUGCAUAGCCUACAAUUCCAAAUAUUCCCUAACCUUGUAUCAAUCAAACAUUGUUGUUUAUUUAUAUUUUGGGGAACAUUGAGAAAUGAAAUGUCUGAAUCUCAACAUUUUUUAAUCAUGUAUAAAGUAAAGUGAAGCUCCCCUUUCAGACCUUGCGAUCUAUAGGGCAGAUGAUGUUUUUUUUUGACCAACUGUUAACGAGCAAGGUGUCAUAUGGCUAGCACAAUGACCAACCGCCCUUACUUUCCCCAACUAGCGAGGCACCCGUUAGAGUUGGGUGGACUCCGGUGUGCCCUAAAAAUCCCGAUGAUCGCACGACUAAGGUGAUUUUUUUUUUGACGAGCUAGAAGGGGGACUGCGUAAAGAGGUGCCCCCCCCCCCACCGCCCAGAAGAGAUACAAAGAUCAAAUUAGGCUUCAUUUCGUUCUCACUGGCAUAAGGAAAGGCAGAUGGCCUCUGAAAAAGGUUGCAGGAUAUAUACAGUGGUAAGCUUAAAAGAAAACCCCCAUAGUCUGCAUUAGGUUUUGGCUAAGUAAGCAGGUCACAAUUGGGUUUGCGUGGUCACGUGAAAUACUGCACUCAUCCUUAAACUUCGGAAUCGAAGACAAUGCUGUAUACGGCUUAUAGAGUCUCGAUUUAAAUUAAGACCUUUUUUUAAAAAAAAAGAUAAGAUGUAUAGAUGUAUGACUAAGUUUCAUCAAGACCUUUUUAAAAAAAAAAAAGAUAAGAUGUAUAGAUGUAUGACUAAGUUUCAUCUAUGGUGGAAAAAAACUAUAAAUAGCUAGCUUUUAUUUUGUGAACACUAAAGUAAGUGUUGAUAAGUUACGUUUUUUUUUAAAGUCAUGUGAUAAUUUUUUAGAAACAAAAUUUGCAAAAAGCUUCUACGUUUGUAGCUCAUUUUAUUUUAAUUUUAGUUGGCAACAUUCAAGUUCAAUUUAGUGUCCUUGACAUUGGUUAGUUAAAUGGGAUUCUCUCCAGUAGGAGACAAACAAGUAACAAAAAAAAAUAAAAUUAAAAGACUAUUCCUCCUUUAAUUAAGCAUUGUAUGACUCUUUUUUCUACGGCAAUUAUUUUACUCUUAAUAAAUAAUGAGUGAUAGAUUUAAAAAUAAUGAAAUAUUUUUAUUCUGCCUCAAAUUCCCUAAUUACAUCAUCAGUCGAAUUUCUAGGAAAGUUUUUUGAGAACUGUGUCCACCCAGGUUGCACCCUUUUUGUUUUUUGAUGACCCUAUGAAGAGUUUGUCACCCGAAAAGAGGAAUUGUGAAAACUUUCCUACUCUUCCGUUCUCUCUCCAAACCAAGUAACCUAAUUAGAUUUCAGGCAUGUAGUUUAAUUCAAAAAUAAAUUGUAAAUCUGGUGGGACUGUAUAUAAGUAUAUAGCAGAGUCGUACAUAUUUAAAUUUAUAUUCUAAAGUAACAUAGAAUAGUACAUUUACUUAGAAAAUAUACUUUAUCUUAUAAAUUAAAGGAAAGAAAAGAUAUUUAGUCCUACGCGUGUACCUAUGUUAAUCCAGGCGUGCUUGUUCAUUCAUUGUUAUGGAUUGUGCAUGUGUGUGUUACUAUGGUGACGGUGAGAAGAAGCUAGCGAUUGGCUGGUGGCUAUAAAGUGUGAAUGCUGCCAGAUAAGCGGCAGAGCUGUAAGCUUUCUUGGUUUCGAAAGACGUCAGAAAGAUGCCAGAGUGUAAAGACGUGUUUUUGUAGUGAGUUAGAAUUUUUGCUUACAAUACCAUUUCAUAUUAUUACUAAAGUGUACUACAUAUAUUUCAUCUCAAGUUGAAUUGUCUAUAUUGUAAUAAAAGUUUUAUUUAGUUUUGUUCACAAGAA